Acanthosepion pharaonis is the source of this 903-nucleotide messenger RNA. The record is from the annotation of a GenBank genome assembly. NCBI's taxonomy places the organism in Eukaryota, Metazoa, Mollusca, Cephalopoda, Sepiida, Sepiidae.
AUGGAUACCCAGUCUCCAGAGUCGCAGGCUACUUUACUCUCUACUUUUAGGAUCUCUAUCUAUCUAUCUAUCUAUCUAUCUAUCUAUCUAUCUAUCUAUCUAUCUAUUUUUUCAAGACGAAAACAAAUACUUUUCUCGCAGAAAAUUUUCUCCCGUCUCUCCUGUAGCACCGCGGGUCCCCACGCACGUGACGGCACGCAGGCGACGACGGCGUGCCGACCGAUCGCGGCCUCUUCCGUCUCUCUCUUCCUCAUAACGUUACCUGUGAUGCCUACGCAAAGUUUUACCCUGCUCCCCGGGCAGACAAAAGAAGUUGGCUCCUUUCCUUUCAAAACGAAGAAUUCCAUCUUGUUUAGUAGAAGUCAGAGAAAAUGGAUUUCUAAUAAGGGGUUUCUUCAGUCACACUUUUCUCAUCUCCUUCUCCUCCUUUUUCCUCUCUGUCUCCACUCUCUCUUUCUCUCUCUCUCUCUCUCUCUAUCUAUCUAUCUAUCUAUCUAUCUAUCUAUCUAUAUCUAUAUAUAUAUAUAUAUAAACGGAGCACCUCCCCAUGCUCCCUCUCAAUCAUCUCCACCAAUCACAACGAAUACUUCCACUAUCUCACCUUACAAUUACCUGAGCCCAGUUUUUUUUUACAUGAUUUCAAUGUUCUUUCUUUCUUUCUUUCUUUCUUUCUUUCUUUCUUUCUUUCUUUCUUUCUUUCUUUCUUAUUUCCUUUAUUUUAAUUUUCUUCUCAUUUUAAUCUAUUCUCUUUUUCCUUCAUAUUUAUUGCUUUAUAUUUUUCGUCACAUUUAUUUUCCCUAUCUCUCUCUCUUACUCUCUCUCUCUCUCUAUCUAUCUAUCUAUCUAUCUAUCUAUCUAUCUAUCUAUCUAUCUAUCUAUCGUCAAUACAUUCUCGUAGUGUGA